Molecule: messenger RNA, 828 nt
Organism: Knipowitschia caucasica
Lineage: Eukaryota; Metazoa; Chordata; Actinopteri; Gobiiformes; Gobiidae
Source: the annotation of a GenBank genome assembly
AUGGGUUGGACCUCCAGCUGUGAUCCAGACGUCUUCCCCCAGUCCAGCACCAACCAAGACCCGCAAGUCUCUGAAGUCACCGCUGCCACAUCACAGCAACAAACACGGAGCAAAACUUCUCUUCUGCUCAAAAUUCAGGGGCCUCAGACCUGUCUCUCUCCUCAGGGGUCUCAGACUGGGACCAUGGCGAAGGAGCCGCUGUCGGACGCCGGCUUUUACUUCGAUGACUUGAACAAACUGCGUGUCCUGGAUCCAGAGGUGACUCACAGCACGAGUGAACUGAAAGAGGAGUGCCGAGACUUUGUGGACAAGAUUGGACAGUUCCAGAAGACAGUGGGAGGACUCAUGGAGCUGGUGGACACUUUGGCCAAAGAAGCAGAGACUGAGAAGAUGAAGGCCAUCGGGGCUCGGAACCUGCUGAAGUCUGUGGCCAAACAGAGAGAAGCACAACAGCAACAGCUGCAGGCGCUGAUCACAGAGAAGAGAAUGCAGCUGGAGAGGUACAGGAUCGAGUACGAGGCUCUGUCCAAAGUGGAGUCAGAGCAGAGCGAGUUCAUCGACCAGUUCAUUCUGCAGAAUUUAAACCCAACAACAAUGCCUCUGGUGGGAGCAGAGCUGGUCCACACUCCUCCUCAGCUUUACAGAUAUCUGCUGAGAUGUUGUAAACUGCUGCCCUCUGCUGCCAUGCAACAGCACUACAAGCACGCCAUCCGACAGGGCUUCACCAGUCACACUGACGAGGACGAUCCAGAGAGAGUCCAGAGCAUCAUCCACAGAGCCAUCGCUGACGCAGACUGGGUCCUGAGCAAGUAUGUGAAAAAAUCCUGA